This is a messenger RNA of Closterium sp. Naga37s-1, 540 nucleotides long. Lineage: Eukaryota; Viridiplantae; Streptophyta; Zygnematophyceae; Desmidiales; Closteriaceae. The record is from the annotation of a GenBank genome assembly.
AUGCUGGUGCGCCUCACGGGAGCAAGGCACUGCAUUGAGUUGGGCGUGUACAUGGUGAGGGUUGGGGCCAGGACUGCUGUGCGAAUCUAUGCAGUGUGUCGCUUCCCCCUUCCACCUCCCCCCUCCUCUUCCGCCUCCCCCCGCCUCCUUCCGCCUUUCCCCCUUUCUCCUUCCCUCUCCUCCCCCCUCCUCCCUACCCCUCCCUCCCCUUCCUCCUCCUCCCUACCCCUCCCUACCCCUCCCUCCCCUUCCCCCUCCUCCCUACCCCUCCCCCCCCCUUCCCCCUCCUCCCUACCCCUCCCUCCCCUUCCCCCUCCUCCCUACCCCUCCCUCCCCUUCCCCCUCCUCCCUCUCUUCUCCCCCCAUUUCUGUCUCUCACCCUCCCCUUGGCCCUCUCCUCCCCCCUCCCCUUCCUCGCUGCCCCAUGGCUGUCCCUUGCUUACAACUCACUUGGUGGUGCUGUGCUGUAAAGGCUACUCCUCCCUCUCGACCGUCCUUGCCUUUCCCCCAGACGGCCUGCUGUUGGUUAUGUUUGUGUGA